Messenger RNA from Heterotrigona itama, 1324 nucleotides. The record is from the annotation of a GenBank genome assembly. NCBI's taxonomy places the organism in Eukaryota, Metazoa, Arthropoda, Insecta, Hymenoptera, Apidae.
AUGGCGUCCGCGAAAAGAAAGCAAGACGAGAAAAAUUUGAAAAUAUUACGCGAGCUGGUCUCCCAACCUGGUAAUAAAGAAUGUUUCGACUGCCGUCAACGAGGCCCAACUUACGUCAACAUGACAAUCGGUUCGUUCGUCUGUACCUCUUGUUCUGGUAUGCUACGAGGCUUGACACCACCACAUAGAGUAAAAUCUAUUUCUAUGGCAACAUUUACUCAAGAAGAAAUAGAUUUUAUAAAGGAACGUGGUAAUGAAUAUUGCAGAAGAAUAUGGUUAGGCUUGAUGAAUCAAAAUUCAUCUCAGACUUUAGAUACAAAAGAUGAACAAAAGAUGAAAGAUUUAAUGAGUGCAAAAUAUGAGCUUAAAAGAUAUUAUUUGGAUCCGUCCAUGGCAAAUCAAAAUUCAAAUCAAAAAUCACAAUCAUCUAAUCCAACCAACAUUCCAAGGGUUCCACAUUCUGGAACAUCUACUACAACAUUAUCUUCUACUACAUCUACAUCAGCUUCAAAAACAAAUACUGUUGAAUCAGUUAAUUUUAAUAAUUUUUCGACAGAUUUUGUAGCUGAUUUCAGCAAAGUUCCUGAUCCAUUUAUAACUACUACAAUACCUGCAAAUAAACUCAGUCAACCAAUUGUACCUCAGCCAUUUUUUGCCAAUUUUGACAACAAUCCCAUUUUUAAUAGUCAAAAAAAUACAAAUAUCGAAUCCUCGAGUCCAUUUAGUCAGACUACAGGAAAUUCGACUAAUACAAUGAAUGCAAAUGGUGCACAUGUACCACCAUCAGAAGAUCGUUAUGCGGCACUGAAGGACUUAGAUUCUCUAAUGAAACAAAUACAAUUGAAAGAUGAUACUGCAACAACAUUAAAUACAUCCACGUGGAAUGCUAAUAAUGCUUCAAAUUCACUUUGGAGUGUAGGAAAUCAAACUACAAAUGUAAUUUCAAAUCCAUUUGCAAGUGGUGAUUUAUGGCGACCAUCAAAUGUAGUUAAUAAUAAUACACAAUCAAUUGAUACGUCUCUAUAUAAUCCUAUUAAUCCCUUUAAACCAGUACAGUUUCCUAUGAAUAAUGAUUCACAGUGGGUAGGUAUUGGACCAUCUAGUAACAGAGAUGUAAUUCAGUUUAGUCAAUUAAUGACAAAUAAAGUAUGGCAACCAACUCUUCCAGCAUAUCAUGCAAAUCCAUUUAUGGUAUGAAUUUAGUAUUUUCAUUUUAGCUCUACGAAUUUUAUCCAAACAAAAAUAUAUCUAAACAUAUAAGCGUUUUUAGGUUGGUUCUGGUGUGAGCAACAUGACAAGAAAUUCGAACAAUCCUUUCUUAUGA